Molecule: messenger RNA, 1162 nt
Organism: Nilaparvata lugens (brown planthopper)
Lineage: Eukaryota; Metazoa; Arthropoda; Insecta; Hemiptera; Delphacidae
Product: transcription factor Adf-1-like
Exons: 2
Coding region: 1-966 (321 amino acids)
Biological process (GO): regulation of transcription by RNA polymerase II
Cellular component (GO): transcription regulator complex; nucleus
Source: RefSeq, a predicted model, not a curated record
AUGAGUUUUUCUGACGAGGACUGCGAGAAUCUGAUUGAACUAAUCAGGCAGCACCCUCCGCUAUACAAUGCACAACUAGACUCCUACAGAGACGAACAUUUGAAGGACAAUAUUUGGAAAAGCAUAGCUGAAAGCAUAAAUAAAACAGAUUCGGAAUGCCGUAAAAAAUGGAAACUGAUCAGGGACUCCUACAACAGAUACAAGCGCAAACAAAAACAAUCGACGGGAUCUGCAGCACCAGCUAAAAAUUCAAAGUGGCAGUUUUAUGAACGCUUAAGAUUUUUAGAAAACACACCAUCAGAACGGCAAAGCUGCACCAGUGUAGAACAAGAACAGCAAAGCUCCGCCAGUGUAGAGAAAGAAGUUACUAAUACCUCCCCAGGAGUAGAACAUGAAGAUACUCCUCACGAAGCCGCAGACACGUCAGUACAUAACUCAACACUCAACACUCCUUCAAAUGAGUUACCAGGCACUUCUAAAUCUACACAAGAGAGAUCUAAUAUACCACUAAGUAACAUUUCUGAAAAAUCGACCGCCAAGAAUACAAAGAGAAAGAGACAAAAAGAAGAUGAAUUUAUAAAAUUUAUGAAGGACAGACAGGAAAACCGAAAUAGACAGCUGGAGUUAUUGAAAUCUCAAGAUCCAGUUGAUGAUAUAUCGACAUUUACAAAGCAUAUUGAAAUGAUGCUAAGAAAAUUGAGCCCACAUUCAAGAGCAAUGGCAAAAACUGAAAUAUUUAAUAUUGUCUCGAAGUAUGAGAUUGGAGAUAUCGAGGGUCAAACUGAACGUCCCUAUACAAGUUCAUAUAUUUCAAAUUCGUCAUACAAUUCAUAUUCUCCGAUAAGUGCAGCUUCAUCAGAACACCAAACACAGACUGGAUUGACAAAUAUUUCGAGUGAACCAUUUCUAAUCAAUUAUGGUGAAAUUGACCAGAACAAUAUCAAUGAAUUGGCAAACUUACCUUAAAGUUAGUGCUAAUUUUUCUUUCACUGAUAUUCUUCCCUUUUCUUGCAUUGUUUUUUUCAUUAAAUUUAAUACGUAAUCAAACUGUGUUUUAUUGAGCCGAAAAUACUUCCUGAAUAUAUUGUCAUCAAACAUCAGGUGCUUCUUUACUAAUAGCGAAAAUGAUCCUUCUUGACCUCUAGUUAAAUAUAAAUCCUUA